UUGAUAAUCAAGCUCGAGAUCACUCUAACUCGAAACAGAUCUGUGUAGUUUCAAUCCUGGAGGCCAGUCACAAGAUUCCUCGCGUUUAUUUGGCGAUUGCGCUCAGCAAACGCUCUCCCUGACGAUCUUCGGAGACAUGAUGACGUAUGGAGGGACUCGCACCCAAAUAUAGGGAUAUAAACCCAACUUGGUUGUUCGCAUCGCAUUCUUAAUGGCCGAGAGUCCUUGUGCGAAAUGGAUGAACACAACGUGGCCGCUGGCACCUCGCCGCCGGUCAACCAUUGGAGCGAGACUAGCAAGGCUGGGGCUACAGAAAAGGUCAGGCGAAUACCUCCCAAAAAACGCACCCAAGUCGCCAUGCCUCAAAUGGAACCUAAUGAGAUUCUGGAGGGUGAUGCGCUCGUUGACGAGCUUGAAGGCUUUGCGGUCGGCACCUACCGUAAUUCUUUCUCAACCAGCCUGCUUAUUCGACAAGAGAAGGAGCUCAUGGCUUCCCGCAAUAAGAUCAAGAUCGCGACUGAGAAGGCGCGGAAUGAAGCGCCCAUAGUCUUGGAUAGAUAUGAUGUCCAAGUUCAACAGGAGGUGGGACAAACGCAAUGCAAACAUGCGAUUCUAGUGCCGAGGACAUACCAAGAAGAGAUGGUAGGAUUCGCAAAGAAGCAGAACGUGCUGGCAUGCUUCGAAACAGGGGCUGGAAAGACGCUGGUCGCAGUUUUGCUUAUCCAGCAUAUGCACGACUUGGAACUAAAGCGCGUACAGGCACUCGAGCAAGCCGCUACAGAGGGGGAGAGCCGGAAUGCCACCCUCGAGGUUGUCGGAAUUAUCAAGGCAGAAUCGAUGCCUGUGCUAAGGUGCGACGAUCAUGUUCCCUGGACUAGAGUCAAGCGGAAGGUUUGCAUUUUCCUGGUCAAUCUCGUCAACCUUGUUCAUCAGCAAGCUGCUGUCAUUGAGAAGAAUACUAAUCUCAAGACGACCCGCCUGUUUGGAGAGCUUGGUGCUGACCUCAACAACCCUGCCGCGUGGCAAAAAAUCUUGACUAGCUUCGACUGUAUUGUUGCGACUUCUCGCAUAGUCCUCGACGCUUUGAUUCAUGGGUUUGUUCGAAUCACUGAUUUCCAUGUCAUCGUACUCGAUGAGGCACAUCACGCAGUAGGCGAGGACAACUAUGCACGCAUCAUGCAUUGGUAUCGCGGAGCAAAGCCUGAAGAUCGUCCCAAGAUUUUUGGAAUGUCUGCAUCGCCUAACAAGUCUGGCAAGAACUUUCGGUCGGCGGCCAAACAGCUGGAGGCUACUCUGGACUGCAAGAUCAUGACAGCGUCUGAAGACACAGCGGCAGAACUGGACAGCUAUGUCAACACACCGAAGAUCUUCGUCAUCAACUAUCCCAAAGCCGAAGCUUUGCCCAUCAGUCAGUUGACAGACGUCAUCAUUCAGACUUGUCACGGCUUGAAAAAGUUUGAAGAGGUCUUGAACAAGGCAAUGCAAAUCCAUGCCGAGUUCGGACCUCUAACUGCAGACCUGAUCUGGGCUGGCGCUCGCAACUGGGGUCGGGGUCGAAGCCGCAGAUCCGGAAUCUACGCCAGGAGCAGACAUGGCGCUGAGAAAGACAUUGCGCUCCCUGACUUUGUCCAGACGGUGGAAGAGACGGAUGUGGAUGGAGACGACACUGCUAUCGGGAAGCAAGUCAUCGACAUGGUCAGUGAAGACUUCGUCAACAAAGUACAGUCAGUCAUGGACCAAAGAGAUGACGACGAUGACGGACAGGUAGCCAUGCACUCUCAAAUUGGCUUAAGCAGAGGGGCCAUCCUGGCGCAAAGGCAGAUGGAUAGCCUUACCAUCCAUAGGGUGAUCGGCUCAAUCGUGCGCAGGGGGCCUCCGCUUCCCGACACGCUCCAUCCCACCCACGAUAAUUGCACGCCAAAAACGCUACGUCUCCUCGACGUCCUCAAGUGCUUUGGCUCGAAUGAAAUGGCAGUCGUCAAUUUCCACGGCAUCAUCUUUGUCGAGCGCCGUGCAGCUGCUGCCGCUCUCGCCGAGCUCAUCAAGCGUAUCGAAGGGCUCAAAUGGGUCAAGUGUGAGGCUCUCGUUGGACACAAUUCCACAGAUGCCGAAGGAAUGAAUUACAAGUCGCAAGAAGAGGUACUCGCUCGUUUCCGCAAGCGGAGACUGAAUCUCUUGGUCGCUACAAGCGUUCUCGAAGAGGGCCUAGAUGUGUCACCGUGCAACCUUGUUGUGAGGGCAGAUCCAGUCUUUCGGUUGAUCAGCUUUGUACAGUCCAAGGGGCGUGCUAGACAUGUCGAUAGUCGCUUCGUGAUGAUGGUCGAGGAAGGCUCCGAGAAAAGUCGACGGGACUUGCUCCAGCUUGCCAGCGACGAUGGAGAUUUACGCGAGUGGCUUAGGGCGAAGUCCAAAAAUGAAAACAUCAAGAUGAAGCUAGCUGAAAAAGCAGCAGUGGCAGGAAAUCCGCAAUCCUCAGUGCAACUGCUGUUCCCUGAGGAUGAGGGGCAGGUAGUUGUCGAAGAAGCGGGCAUUUAUGAUGAGGAGCCGACCACGGGAGCUCGCCUAUACCCAACAGACUCUCCAGCUCAUUUGGACCGCUACGUUGCGACUUUGCGCAGCGAUGCUCAUGACAUCGAAAGGGCAGACUAUGAGUUCUUUCAAGAACUCGACGGACAAGGCAUGCCUCGAUUCUACUGCAAGGUGCGCCUGCCGGGCAAUGCAAAGCUACGCUCCUUCAUUUCCGAGGCUGCUCGCACAAAGCGUCAAGCUCGUCGCAUGGCGGCCUUUCUAGCGUGCCGUGAGCUGCGCAAGAUCGAUGAGCUGAAUGAGCACUUUCUCCCGAAGCCGAUCCUAGAAUUGGGAACGGAGCUUCCGUUCGAGCGUGAGCGCCAGACCGGAAAGCGCGUGGCAACCCGAGUAGCUGUGAAGCUGUACAUGGGCAAGAUCAGUGAACAGUUUAUAUACAGAGCGCCUCCGGGGUUGUCAACGACAUCGGGGAUUGUCAAAUAUACGUCGAUUUUGCCCAUGCCUUCGAUUCAAGGCAACUCCUCGUGUCCACUGUGCCUGGUUCUACACACUCCCUUCCCAAGCAUACGCAGCUUUGACGUGUUCUACCAGAGCAACCGUAUUCCCUUUCCCGACAUUCUCGGCGGCAAGCCUAUUCAGUUUGAUGAGGCAUCGCUUGACCUGGCGAGACAGUACACUUUGAGACUUAUUUCAUGGGUCUCGCGCAAACCGUGGACUUGCGAGGCGGAUCAGAUGCCGUUCUAUCUUCUACCUCUAAGGGAAGAGAAUAGAAAUGUGUCCGAAAUGUCGUCGACUCAGGAACUUGACUGGGAGCAGAUUGAGCAAGGUACCAACGAUCGGCCGGUGCUCUUGCGUGAAACAGACCGCAUGGAGGAUCCGUUGAAUCGCCUCAGUGACCGUAUUAUUACGCAAAGACUCGAGGAGAGGCAAUGCACCAGUUAUGUGCUCUCCAAUGUCUCGGAGGAAUACAACAUUCAUAGCAUGGCGCCACAGUCCACUCGCGAGGGCAACGCCGGCAUGACUUUCUUCGAAUAUUACCGCGACGUCGUCAGCAGAAACAGCCUCGUAAAGCCGGAAGCGCCCACUGAAGACACAAGGAUGCUGGAGGUGCUACCAUUGGAGCGUUUCCAAAAUGCGCUGGUUAUGUCGAGCAAGAAGUCUCGGGUCAUCUUUCGCUCCCCAAAAGCCUACAUCAUGAGCCACUUCUGUGUUUUACAAUCUCUCAGAGCGAGCACAUGCAGGGCAGCUUUGCUUGCACUGUCCGUCAUUGCUCGCAUGGACCAGUCGUUUCUUUCUCGCGAGUGCAGAAGGCUUGUCUUCCCGCCGUGCAUGGGCAGAGUGGUCACCGAAGAUCUGAUGAUGACAGCUCUUACGACUGCAGCGGCGAAUCAAGGCUUCGAUUACCAACGUCUCGAAUUCAUCGGCGACACCUGUAUUAAGCUGCUAGCUACGUGUCACGUUUUCGCUAGCAGUGCUGCGUUUAACGAAGGGGAGCUUCAUCUUGCCCGCAGAGAAAUCAUUUCAAACGCAAAAUUGCUCAAGAAGUGCGAGGAGCUCGAGCUGUGGCGAUACAUGCAAGGCGACUCCUUCAAUCAUCGGACUUACCAGCCCCCCAAUUUUGUGGAGAUCACUGCCCCUGCGAGCCAUCGCAAUCCCACGUGCAUGGUCACGCAGGUACAAAAGAAAGAGGCGAACGAAAUGGACGAGGGCGACGAGGAGGCAGCCGGUGAAGACCAAGGCAGGGUCCAAGUCGAAGAGGUCUACCCAAAGGACCACCCGGGCCCAUUUCGCCCUACGAUGCUCUCGGACAAGUCCCUCGCUGAUGUCGUCGAGGCACUGGUAGGAGCAGCCUACGAAUGCUCUGGACUCCCUGGGGCCUUGAAGGCCGCUGUGCGCCUGGAUGUCCUCCCGACUGCUGUGUCUGAACUAGGUGACUACAGCGACAUUUAUGCAAAACAAGUUUCAGAGGAGAUUGCAAACGACAAUUGGGAUGCACGUGUCUCACAAGAGGCCCUCAAGAUGCUCGAAGAGCACCUUCUUUACAAAUUCAAACGACCACACCUUGCACUCAUGGCCAUGACUCACUCUUCACGGCUGGCUUCUGUACUGCCAUCCUAUGAGAGAUUGGAGUUCCUGGGCGAUGCACUCCUCGAUUAUCUUGUCGUCGAAUACUGCUACAAAAAAUACCCGCAUCUCAAUGAAGGCAGCCUGACAAAUUUGAAAGGCUUGAUGGUGGCAAACACAGGCUUGGGUGCUCUUUCUGAGGUACUCGAGCUCCCGAAGUUCCUGUCGCUUGGUUCAGAGCCGCUUCGCACCGCCAUUGACAGGUACAUCAAGGAGGUGUCCGACCUACGCAAAGCCGAAAUGGCGAAGCCGCUGGAGGAGAGACAACCGUAUUGGCAGCAUCUGAGUCCGCCAAAGGCAUGUGCCGACAUUGUCGAGAGCUUACUAGGAGCUAUGCUCGUGGACUCGGAAUUCAAUAUGGAGUGCAGCAAGAAGUUCUUCGAAAUGCGCGUUCAACCCUUUCUAGAGAUGUUCUGCUCGCGCCAGGAUCUCCCGGCCAGCAAUCCGACUUCCUUCCUCGCCAUGAUCCGGUCUCGCGGCUGUCACGGAUUCCGACUCGAAAUCACCGAUAUGAGCACGCUUCAUGCUGAAGCCAAAGCCACCGGCAAGAGGCUGUGGAAGGAUGCACCAAAGGCCGGCGCGCACUGCCGUUUCCUCCUGCACGGGCGUAUGCUUUCUCAGACGAUGCAAGGCUCGCGCAAAUCUGCGGUGCUCGAGGCGUGUCGCAAAGCCGUCAAGCACUUGCAAGACAAUGAUUGGGAGCCACUGCAAGAGGCGUGCAACUGCAGGGUCAUCGAGAUCGAUGAUGCCGACUGGGAUGCCGAUAUCGAAGAAGAGGUGCAAACAGAGGAGCGAAGGAACGACCCAAGACUCGCUGAAGGGAGGAAGGCUGCAGACGGCAACGUCAUUGCUUUCCCGGAAGGCGCUCCUAAAGAGGCUGGCCACUCAUGUGGAAUGCCUCGCGACCCAUACCAACCGCAACAACAUGCGCUUGGAUGAUCUGCAUAGCCAUGAUCAACAUUUAGCACCGCUUAGGCCACCUCGAAAAGAGGUCCAACACGCAUUUGCAUUUGA
This is a messenger RNA of Tilletiaria anomala UBC 951, 5664 nucleotides long. RefSeq lists its product as uncharacterized. NCBI's taxonomy places the organism in Eukaryota, Fungi, Basidiomycota, Exobasidiomycetes, Georgefischeriales, Tilletiariaceae. The transcript has 8 exons. Bases 235 to 5589 code for a protein of 1784 amino acids. Gene Ontology annotation, biological process: RNA processing. The record is from RefSeq and is a predicted model, not a curated record. Gene Ontology annotation, molecular function: nucleic acid binding; ribonuclease III activity; ATP binding.